AUGUCUUCCGACCUCGAGCGGUACAUAAGCGACAACGCACUCCGGUUCUUUGGGCUUUCCAAUCGGAGUAUCGUUGACUAUGUGGUAGCGUCAGCUUCUUCUUCAAAAUCUCCGGAAAGUCUGUUCUCCGCACUCAACGCUUCCGGUUUGCCAGACACACCAGACGCGCAUGGCUUUGCCCAGGAAGUGUAUGCACGCGCGCCUCGGAAGACAAAGCACAAGAAGCACGCCGACCACUCGCGGCGGCAGGCGGAAGAGGAGGCGAAGUUGCUUCGCUCGCAAAAGUUUGGGCUCAUCCUCGAAGACGACGUGGGGCAGAGUAGUGCGGUCGAGCUGAAGAAGGGCGAGCGGAGUAGUGGGAAGGGGAAGCACGAGCGGCAUACACGCAAGCGUGAGAGCGAUGCGCGAGAUUGGGAGAGUGAUGAAGAGGAGAUGGCGCGGAAGAGGCUUCGGACGGACGACAGUGAGGACAGAAGGCGGGAAGAGGAGGAGGACAUGAACGUCGAGCUACCCGAGGACGAGGAGAAGCGCAAGGAGCGGCAGAGACUGGAGGACCUGCGGGAGCGGGACGCGUUUGCAGAGCGCGUAAAGGGGCGGGACCGGGAGAAGACGAAGCGCGUCGUAGAGGACAGGUCGUCUAAGGCCACUGGCGCUGCGGCGGAAGCGGCGCAGCGACGACAACUGGCGGACGACUCAUAUGCCCGGGAACGCGCUAUGCCUAACUUGCGAGAACACUCCCGCCAGGAGUACCUCACGAAGCGUGAGAUCCAGCGGAUAGAGCUCUUGCGCAGGGAGAUUGCUGACGAUGAGGCGUUGUUCCGGGGGAUGAAGAUGACGAAACGGGAGCGACGGGACCUUGAACGGAAGAAGGAGCUACUUAGACUGGUUGAGGAACGCUUGAAGAUUGACGACAAGUGGGAGGGCUACCAGCUUCCUGAAGACUACCUCACCGAGCAAGGGAAGAUCGACAAGAAGAAGAAGGAGAGCGUCCUGUAUCAGCGGUACGAGGAUGCGAAGCCCAAGGAUGACCAGUUCACCACGGAUGUUGACCAGUGGGAGGCCGCGCAAACGAGACACAGUACGUUCAAAGUGGGCGCGAUGGACAAGUCAGAGAUUGUGGAAGAUUAUGAGUACGUCUUCGACGAGAGCCAGACCAUCAAAUUCGUCAUGGAGAGUACCAUGGGUGGUGAGGGCAAUCUGAGUGCUGCCGACAAGCUGUUGCAGCAGCAGAUUGAAGAAGCCGAGACGCGAGCCAAGACUAUUGACGAGACGAGGAAGUCACUCCCGAUCUAUCACUAUCGUGAACAGCUCUUGGAGGCCAUCAAGGAACACCAAGUACUCAUCGUUGUCGCUGAGACCGGUUCAGGGAAGACAACACAGCUACCACAAUAUCUGCACGAAGCAGGGUACACAGCAGGCGGACAGAAGGUUGGAUGCACCCAGCCUCGGCGCGUCGCUGCGAUGUCCGUCGCUUCCCGUGUUGCGGACGAAAUGGGUACGAAGGUGGGGUACGAGGUCGGAUACUCGAUCCGUUUCGAGGACUGCACAAGCGACAAGACUGUGCUCAAGUACAUGACAGAUGGCAUGCUCCUUCGCGAGUUCCUGACAGAGCCUGACUUGGCAGGCUACGCCUGCCUCAUUAUCGACGAGGCACAUGAGAGAACGUUGAGUACCGAUAUUCUGUUCGCCCUUGUGAAGGAUAUUGCACGCUUCCGCCCGGAGUUGAGAUUGCUUAUUUCCAGCGCUACGAUGGAUGCGGAAAAGUUCAGCGAGUACUUCGACAACGCUCCUGUCUUCUAUGUCCCUGGUAGACGGUAUCCAGUCGAUAUUCACUACACUCCACAACCCGAAGCAAAUUACUUGCAUGCUGCGAUUACCACGGUUUUCCAGAUUCAUACCACACAGCCGAAAGGCGAUAUUCUUGUAUUCUUUACCGGCCAAGACGAGAUUGAAGCUGCCCAGGAAAACUUGCAAGAGACUGCACGUACACUGGGGAACAAGAUCGCGGAACUCAUCAUCUGCCCGAUCUACGCGAAUUUGCCGAGCGACAUGCAAGCGAAGAUUUUUGAGCCAACGCCGGAAGGCGCUCGCAAGGUUGUGCUUGCGACGAACAUCGCUGAGACGUCCAUCACCAUCGAUGGUGUUGUCUUCGUGAUCGACCCGGGCUUCGUGAAGCAAAAUUCGUACAAUCCGCGUACGGGGAUGUCCUCGCUGGUUGUUGUACCUUGUUCUCGAGCGUCCGCGAAUCAACGAGCAGGUCGCGCAGGCCGUGUCGGCCCAGGCAAGGCCUUCCGCCUGUACACGAAGUGGGCGUUCGCCAAUGAGCUCGAGGAGAACACGGUGCCCGAAAUCCAGCGCACGAAUCUCGGGAUGGUGGUCUUACUCCUGAAGUCGCUCGGGAUCAACGACCUGAUCGGGUUCGAAUUCAUGGACCCACCACCCGGCGAGACGCUUAUGCGUGCGCUGGAAUUGCUCUAUGCGCUCGGCGCGCUGAAUGAUCGGGGCGAACUCACCAAGCUCGGGCGGCGGAUGGCAGAGUUCCCCGUGGACCCGAUGUUGUCCAAGGCGAUCAUCGCGAGCGAGAACUACAACUGCACAGACGAGGUGCUCACGAUUAUCUCGAUGCUGCAGGAGUCGUCUUCUAUCUUCUACCGGCCGAAGGACAAGAAGCUCCAUGCGGACCAGGCACGCCAGAACUUUGUGCGCGGGGGAGGAGACCACUUCACCCUGCUGAACGUGUGGGAGCAGUGGGCCGAGACGAACUACUCGCAGCAGUUUUGUUACGAGCAGUUCCUGCAGUUCAAGAGCUUGAGCCGCGCGCGUGAUAUUCGGGACCAACUAGCGGGUCUUUGUGAACGCGUAGAGAUUGUGGUGCAGAGCAAUCCGAACACGAACGAUAUCACGCCAGUGCAGAAGGCGAUCACUGCAGGAUACUUCUACAAUACGGCACAAUUGCAGAAGAGCGGUGACUCGUACCGGACGCUCAAGACGAACCAGACGGUUUACAUCCAUCCAUCCUCGAGUUUGUUCCAGCACACACCGCCUGUGAAGACUGUCCUGUACUACGAGCUGGUCAUGACAUCGAAGUCGUAUCUGCGGCAAGUGAUGGAGAUCAAGCCAUCAUGGUUGCUCGAGGUCGCACCACAUUACUUCAAGGAAGCGGACCUGGAGCAGUUGGCGACCGGGGAGAAGAAGAUGCCGAAGACGGUUGGUAGUGUUGGGGAGAAAGCGAGGAUGUAA
Molecule: messenger RNA, 3240 nt
Organism: Sparassis crispa
Lineage: Eukaryota; Fungi; Basidiomycota; Agaricomycetes; Polyporales; Sparassidaceae
Product: Pre-mRNA-splicing factor ATP-dependent RNA helicase-like protein
Exons: 11
Coding region: 1-3240 (1079 amino acids)
Cellular component (GO): intracellular anatomical structure; catalytic step 2 spliceosome
Molecular function (GO): ATP binding; RNA binding
Source: RefSeq, a predicted model, not a curated record